This is a messenger RNA of Saccoglossus kowalevskii, 1314 nucleotides long. RefSeq names its product ankyrin repeat and SOCS box protein 8-like. Gene Ontology annotation, biological process: intracellular signal transduction. The record is from RefSeq and is a predicted model, not a curated record. Gene Ontology annotation, molecular function: protein binding. NCBI's taxonomy places the organism in Eukaryota, Metazoa, Hemichordata, Enteropneusta, Harrimaniidae.
GUUUGAUUGGGGAUCUCACGCCAUGUUACUUAUAGAUGGUUUUUGUUUUACAUUCAGAAAAUCGUAAAAUCGAACAUCGUUGCAAGUUACGAGUGUAUGUUACAUGUGUCUGUCACAACAAACUUGUCUGUGUGUCCAACUGUCCUAUAGGAAGUGCAGCUGAUCGGAAACCAGGAAAUCCAAAACCUGUCUGAACUCAAACUUUUUAUCCCAGUGUUGUGACUAUUUGCAGGAAUCGAUAUAGGAAUGUCUGUUUUCUCAAUGUAUGUUGCAUUACCAUGUGGUACAUGAUGGAAAGUUUACAACAGAACUACAGCCUUCAGGAAAGACUGAUACGUACUAUUGCUGACUGGCGGGCUUAUUCCACGGAUGACGUGGAAGACCUUCUCAAUCAAGGUGCGGAUAUCAACGGAGCUUCUGGUACCUUGUUACCUCUACACUGUGCCUGUAUGGUUAGUGACAGCCAUGUCUUGAGAUUGCUGCUUGACAGGGGCGCUGAGGUUAAUGCUGUGGACGGUUAUCAAAGAACUGCUCUGCAUUACGCCGCUGAGAAAGACGACAUUUGUACGGAGCUUCUAAUAGAGUACGGCGCUGAUCUGAAUGCUCCCGAUGGAAACCAAGAUGCGCCGCUUCACUGGGCUGCCUUCAAAAAUAACUUAAGUUGCGUGAAAACUUUACUUCAACACAAUGCUGCAGUAAACAUUGUUGAUUACAAUAACGACACGCCAAUCAGUUGGGCGGCAAAGAAAUGCAACAUUGAAAGUGUGCAGCUGUUGUUAGAUUACGGUGCGGAUGCAUCGAUUGCGAAUUUUAACGGAGAUUUGCCGGUUAUGCGAGCUGCACGUUUGGCAGCAAGCGGUUUAGACAGCCAAGAUGUGGAAUGCGUAGAACUACUCAUGAAGGCGUCUGGUCAGUUUGAUUUACGUGAUCUGGCCGGUCAUCUGCCAGAUAUUAUAAAGCAAGAUCCUCUCUUACAUGACGUUCUAUUUAAUGUUUGUGAGAAUGUGCUUCCUCUGAAACAGCUUUGUCGUCAGGCUAUUCGCAGAAAUCUUGGCCAGUGUUAUAUUCCUAAUAAAGUACCAGGGAUUCCUUUACCGACUGCGCUGCAAAAUUAUCUACUGCUACAGGAACAUUGACGGGAAUUUGACGCUUGUGCCAAAAUUUGUGAAUAACAGUCAUUUAUGCUCUCAUACAGGAGGGUAAUUACUUGAAUUAUGUAGAGCGUUCUCUGGCAGUGGUAGUGAUGUAUUAUCUAUUUUGCAUGUGACUAACCCUGUCUGGUGUUGAUAUAAACAGAUCAUGCAAUUCUAUACA